GCCGCGUGCUUACCGCUUGUCGCUUACUUCUCUGAAACAUUGUUCUAAUAUCAUUGUCUAUAUACAAUAUUAAUCACUAACAACAGUUCACUUUAAAUAUAACACGGUAAUUACCGGUUCUAUUUUUUGCUAACAUAUUUCCUCAUAUUGUGUCUAAUAUUUAACUUUUUGUAUUAGGAAUGUGGAAAGGAUUAGGUUAGGGUUUUUUGCGGUGCUGAAAUAAAUCAAAGGUACCAUGCGGCGGGCCUGUUGGCUGUUAUUGGCGUUGGUGCUGACGGACGUUGCUUGCGAGCGCCCCGAACCCGACCGUCCGUUAGAUCUCGUCAUUGAUACUGAAACCGCCGAUACAGAUUACUCGAUUUAUGUAGGACAAUGGACUGACUGCACGACUCAAGACCCAGGGGAACAUGCUGCCAAAUCUAUUGAUAUGUACAACUUGCAAAAAGAGCCCGACUCGUUAGUGCAUACGCCUCGGCUCGGCCUGCAGCGACGGCAAGUACAGUGUCGGAGAAAAGAUGGACGUUUCGUUGAAUCGAUGUACUGUGGUUCGGCUCUGGCACAUAUGGGCACAACCAGAGUAUGCAUUAUGAAAGAAGACUGUUCUCUAGCUGAGUGGUUACCAUGGCGACCACGAACUGAUGGUGCUCUUGUACGCAUACGUAGAUUAAAACGUUUACCACAAGGUGCUGGAAAAGAAUGUGAUGUAGUUGAAGAAGUGAGACCAGCAGUCUUAGAACCGAGCGCACACUGGGUCCCCGGACAAUGGAGCCGUUGUAUCAUCACCACUGAAUCACCAACAUUCUCCCGUAUCCCACCAACUAGCGAUGACACUGAUGACGUUGACAGCGAUGAUUAUGAUGGCUACGACUACAAGGAACCGGAAAGUGAGGCCACUUGCGGAGGAGGCAUACAGAGAAGAAAUGUAUUGUGCGCGCGCGCAGAUGGUCGAAUUCUGCCGGAAGCCCAAUGUGAACACACGCCUUCGCCGACACUUAUGCAGCCAUGUGAAGUACCAUGUCCCCGGGACUGCGUGGUCGGUGAAUGGAGUGAAUGGGGCGCAUGCCAGCCCACAGACGGGUGUCCUUUGUUCCCAGUACAACAACUUACUACUACCGGCUACAGUGUACGUCGGCGACGCGUCAAGUCCGCAGCAUCAGGAGGGGGUGCUCCGUGCCCUCCUCUCGAAGAGAAGCGGCAUUGUUCCACUCCACGGUGCGCCGCCUGGAAGACCUCCUCCUGGGGACCCUGUAUACUCUACGAUUCGCACGACACGUGCGGCCGUGGGAAGAGAACGAGAGAGUUGAAAUGCAUCGGUCAUGAUGGGAAGGAAGCGCAACGCGGAUGGUGUGGGGGAGCGGGUGCGCCGGCGGCCAGCGAGCGGUGCCGGAUCGCGUGCGCGGGCGACUGCGUGGUGUCCGCGUGGGCCGCCUGGUCGACCUGCACCGCGCCCUGCGCCGCCCCCGCGCGCCCCGCGCCCACCCGCACUCGCCACCGACACGUCCUCGCCCAUCCCUCUCGUGGUGGAUAUUCGUGUCCACCAGAACACGAGUUGGUACAAAACGAGACGUGUAACAACCACGGAUGCGCCACAUACUCGUGGCUGGCGACGCCCUGGGGCCCGUGUGAACAUCGCCAUCAGGACUUCAUGGCCACUGCCAACUACACUGACAUAUCGGACGGAGAACCAUUCAAUGAAAGUGAUGAGGAAGAACCAUGCGUUGAAGAAGGAGUGAUGGUGAGACAGGUGAUGUGUAUCCAGAACAACGCUGACGUCGUUCGUGGAGGACUAUGUGCACCUCUGCAUAAGCCUGCAGCAAGACGCGCCUGCACCGUCCGGUGUCGGCGACGUCCGUGCAAAGUCGACGAUUGGAUGCCUUGGUCACCGUGCCCCAAUACAUGUGAGCCUGGACAACAAACUCGUGUUCGAGUAGUCCACGGAGGGCCAAACUGCGGCGCACGGCAGGAGUCGAGGGACUGUCCAAUCGCACCAUCAUGUCAGCCGCUAGACUCCACCUGGGUGGCGGGAGAGUGGAGCACGUGCCGCAUGCCGCCCUCACAACGAUGCGGCGUUGGAUACAGAGUCAGAAGUAUUUGGUGCGGCUCAGAAUCGAAUCGAGUGGAAGCAGGUUUCUGUGCAGGCCAACUAGUCCCGCAGAGCGUCGCACCUUGUAAAGUGACUUGUGACUUCACAGCUCCUCUCACAUGUGAAAUGAUUUGUGCCAAUCCAUUGAAAUACUUAGAUGCAACAGAGCCGGAUGUACCAACUUGUGUUUGCAAGAAUGUGUCCUUGGAACUCUUGCCAGCCGAUUCAGACUGUAUCCUACCAUAUAGUAACGAUUGUGGAGAAGGUAAAACACUGAGGGCUGCCCGUUGCAUGGUCGGUGGUCACGAUGUACCGAUGGACGUUUGCAAGAAGUAUCAUCCGCUUACGGGUCCAAAUCGCGUUCGUGAGGCAUCCACCGAUGGAUACACUUACGACGGUGAUUUCCCGUCUUUGUUGCGAGGCGCGUGCACGGUGACGUGCAGGCGUGACUGCGUGCUGGGAUCCUGGGGCGAGUGGGGACCCUGCGCUGUGGAGCCGGACUCUAGGGCUGCUUUUAGAUUCCGCACCAGGGAGGUGAUACAGGAGGCGUCUGGCGGCGGGCGCGAGUGCGGCGCGACGCUGCAGCGCGCCACGUGCACGGUGCGGGCCCCGCGCUGGUCCGCCGCGGACUGGCCGCCCUGCGCGCCCAAGCACGCACUCUGCGGACGCGCACUCGUCAACCGUAGCGUCACGUGCAUAGACUCGGAAGGCAAGAUACUCGACGAUGCAAACUGCGAGGCGAGUGGUGCCGGCCCGGCUCCACCGCGGGAGGCUACGUGCCGAGCGCCUUGUCCGAGAGACUGCGUCCUAAGUGCUUGGUCCGAGUGGAGUCCUUGCGAACAGACGAAGUCUGGUGGACGACGCGAUCGUACACGCGCAGUGCUGCGGCCGGCUGCGCCCGGCGGAGCACCCUGCGGACAUCUGGUGGCGGCUGAGCCCUGCGCCCCGCACGCCCACUCCUGGCACGUGGCGCCCUGGGACGACUGCCAGCCGCUAGGAGGUUCGCCCUGUGGUGAAGGUAUCAAAAGGAGAUCGGUUCGGUGUCUCAGAAGCGACGGGGUCUUUGUCAACGACUCAUUUUGUCCGAAUACGACAGCGACAGAAGCAAGCGAGUCGUGGUGCUACGUGCCAUGCGGCGUGGACUGCGAGCUCACUCAAUGGAGCGCAUGGGAUACUUCUGCGUGUGCCUGUGGCGAUUCAUCUUCCACUAAAUAUAUGCGUCGUACCAGAGACCAUUUAACAACAGUAGUGUGGCCGGGUCGAGCAUGUGGACCUACAGAACACCGCGCACCAUGUCCUCGGAAGCCCUGUUUGAGACUCGUGGCGAGACCUUCUCUCGGAUGUCACGUCAAGACCUCUUCAGGAGAAGAAGCAGAUGCUUGCGGCUGGGGGGUAAAAAUAUCACACGUGCGCUGCGAACUCACCACUGUUGGUGAUGAGCCUAUGAUGGAGGCAUAUUUAGAACCCUGGCGCUGCUCGCCUGCACUACCUGGAAGGAUUAUUUCCCCACAGAUAACUUAUCAGGAGGAAGAUGUUUGCGAGGCAGACUGCGGGUGUAGGGAAUCAGAGAUUGGACAGCCGGGACCGUGGGGCUCGUGGGGAUCGUGCCGUGGGGGAGCACGCUCCCGCACUCGACAACUGGUUCUUCCUGCGCGUCGUGCUUGCAGAACACCAUCCAGAUUUGUGACCAUCGAGUGGGCCAACUGCACGGGCGACGCCGAUGAGAUCCCGGACCUCCUCGCUGUAGAACCUCGUAACGACAAACCGCGCCGCGCCUGGCUUGAGCGAGAUGUGUACCAUGAUGGAUAUAUUGAGGGAAGCACAUCAGUGCUAGCGGUGGUGUGGACUGCAACUAUCGUGCUCAGCUUCUAUGGAGCUUUUAUGCUGUACCGUGGAUUUAUCAGGUGUCUCAGAAGCAGGAAAAUGAGAUCCAUCGCCAAAGUCUAAACCAUCAAGUGACCAUCUUCUGUGAGAAUCUCAUUCGCCCGAGCGGACUGCCGUACUCGGGUUCUAUUACUCUAUGGACAAUACUGUUCCACAUUCUGUUGUCUGUUUCGAAUACUCUAUACAUAAUAUUAAUUAUUCUUUGAAAAAAGAACUUACUAUAUUGUUUAUUUAUGCUAUUAUCGAUGACUAACGUUAUCAAUAUCAUCUUCUUUAAGACUAUCAAUGAUUGAUCUCUAUUUA
Messenger RNA from Achroia grisella, 4270 nucleotides. Its product is annotated as thrombospondin type-1 domain-containing protein 7B-like. Gene Ontology annotation, cellular component: extracellular matrix. Gene Ontology annotation, biological process: cell adhesion. The record is from RefSeq and is a predicted model, not a curated record. Bases 236 to 4030 code for a protein of 1264 amino acids. The transcript has 29 exons. NCBI's taxonomy places the organism in Eukaryota, Metazoa, Arthropoda, Insecta, Lepidoptera, Pyralidae.